Messenger RNA from Carassius gibelio (silver crucian carp), 1339 nucleotides. RefSeq lists its product as uncharacterized. The record is from RefSeq and is a predicted model, not a curated record. Bases 29 to 970 code for a protein of 313 amino acids. Lineage: Eukaryota; Metazoa; Chordata; Actinopteri; Cypriniformes; Cyprinidae. The transcript is spliced from 6 exons.
CUCAGCAAAAUUUGGCAGCUACACCAUUAUGCACAUGGAAACUAACAAAAUUCUGGAUCUUCAACUAGUUCAGAGCAAUGAGGUUGGUGGAAGUUAUCAUAUGGAAAAGGAGGGAUUGAAGCGUUGUCUCGAUAAGCUGGAGUCUAAUGGUUUAGCUGUUGACUACAUCGUCACCGAUCGCCAUCCGCAGAUUCAGAAGUACCUGAGGGACCGCAAUAUCACUCAGUUCUAUGACGUGUGGCACUUUGAGAAAGGUUUAUCUAAGAAACUUGACAAACUUUCAAAAAUGAAGGACUGCGAGGUGCUGAAAAAAUGGUUGCACAGCAUCAAAAACCAUGUUUACUGGAGUGCGAUUUCCUCUGAGUCUGGGCCAGAAAAGGUGGCGAAGUGGAAUUCACUGCAGAACCACAUACAAAAUGUACAUGUUCAUGAGAACCACCUCUUCCCCAAGUGUGAACACCCAGACAAAGUUUCCAGGGAUCCAAAAAAAUGGUUCCAACCAGGAUCAAUAGCGCUCCAUAAAGUGGAAAAGCUAUUAUACAACAAGAGAGUUCUCAAGGAUAUAGAAAAGCUCAGCCACAACUUUCAGACGUCAUCACUGGAGGCUUUCCACAGUCUGAUUUUGUGUUUUGCCCCAAAGAACGUGAUUUUCCCUUUCAUAGGAAUGUUGUGCAGGCUGUAUCUUGCAGCAAUGCACUAUAAUGAAAAUGCUAACCGUGAGCAGGCAACAACAACUGAAGGACAGGCUGUGUAUAAGUUCGUUUUUCCAAAGUCCAAAAAAGGGGAAUGCACAGCAAAGCCAGUGAAAAUUGAACCAACAUACAACUAUGUCGAUGACCUUAUGAGCCUUAUGUUACAUAAAGUCUUUGUGGACCCCAAGCCAUAUGCGGAAGAGCUGCAUGCAAUCCCCAUUCCACCUCCUCUGUCAUCACAGUAUGAAAAACCUUCCAAAGAAGAGGUGAUUGCCUAGCAGGUGUCACGAUUCAGUCGAGGGGUGGCCGGAACCCAACAUACUGUCCCGCUGGAUCAGGAAACUGUAGGCGGAUCCGGUUAACAACACAUGAGGGGAUGACAACCCUCACACUACGUCCUAGGUAGCCCCAGCACCAGCUGACAAAGCUGCGAUAGGCCAGAUAACGGAAGCGCCUAUGGCAGGAACAGAAAACCUCAAUAUUGUGUAUAAAACCAGUGGUAUAUUGGAAACAUGUAUAUGUGAUGUGAAAAUAUGUUUGAUAAAAAUUGAUAUUUUGAUUCAAUUUUUGUCUUUGAAUAACAUGUCUUGUGUAAAUAUAUAUUUGUUUUUUAUUUAUAUUAUUUUACACAACAUAAUUUCAUUAAA